Molecule: messenger RNA, 318 nt
Organism: Rhinichthys klamathensis goyatoka
Lineage: Eukaryota; Metazoa; Chordata; Actinopteri; Cypriniformes; Leuciscidae
Product: glutathione S-transferase theta-3-like
Exons: 3
Coding region: 1-318 (105 amino acids)
Biological process (GO): glutathione metabolic process
Cellular component (GO): cytoplasm
Molecular function (GO): glutathione transferase activity
Source: RefSeq, a predicted model, not a curated record
AUGGAUUUCAACGUUUUACUGCCACGCAUGGGGCUGCCAAAUCCAGAGAUGCUUGAAAAGGCGCUAUCAGACCUGGACGGCACGCUAGACAAGCUGGAAAACAUGUUUCUGAAGAGACAGCCCUUCCUGUGCGGUGAUGACAUAUCAUUGGCUGACUUGUUAGCAGUUUGUGAGCUCAUGCAGCCCCUGUGCGGCGGGAGGGACAUUCUGGAGAACAGACCCAAACUGCUAAACUGGAGGAGUCGAGUCCAGUCCUCUCUCUCUUACUCCUUUGAUGAAGGUCAUGACGUUGUCUACCGUUUCAGAGAAUCUACCUAA